ACCAGUUGCGCUACAACCCAGUCCCAACCAGCUGCGCCACAACACUGUGCCACUGGCCCAAGUCUCCAGGUGUGAAACUAUAUUCACUCCACUGUGUUGGUGCACUAAUGCCCUGUGAAACUACAACUCCCAGGAUUCCAUAGUACUGAGUCAUGGCAGUUCAAGUAGUGCCAGCUUAGAUGCACAGAUUGCUUAUAAAAAUGACUUUUCUGGGACUUCUUCCAACCAUAAGUUUUCAUUCAUUUGGGAUGCUGCUGCCACAAUGGAGCUUUCCAACUUGGGAUCUUUGGCAAGCCAUCCUGCAAAUGCUCCUCUGCUUUGAAUCCUUCAGGGUUAAAACAAAGAAGAUCUCAUAUUCCUAGAGCAGAUAGGAAGAGAGAGAGAGAUUGGUGUCCUAUUUGCUCCUCCUUCUCCAGGAAAAUGCAAAGCUCCCUUUGCUUUGCAGCUGGCUGGACAGAAGGAGCUGACAGAUAGUGAAAUGGCCCAGUGUAGAUGUCGAAGGCCAUUGGCUCUUCGCUCCGGAGUAGAAACAGCUGUCAAAUGGCCAGCGCAGAACCCAGUGACCUUUGAGGACGUGGCUGUGUAUUUCACAGAUGAGGAAUGGGUCCUGCUGGGUCCCAGCCAAAAAACGCUUUAUAGGAAUGCGAUGUUCGAGAAUUACGAGACAGUGACUUCUCUGGAGCGACUGCUGAGCUUCAAGCCGGUUCUCAUCUCCUGGCUGGAAGAAGACAGAGACCAAGAAUGGCUUCUCCAGAGCUCAGCGGAAGAAGAGAGGUUUACAGGUGAUGCGUUGGCGAAUAACAUCAAAUGGGAGGAUUAUUUUCAUUUGGAAGAGGCCUUAUUGGAAGAAGAAGAGGUGGAAGAGGAAAAGGACGAAAUCGAUGUCCUUCUACAGAAACACCAAGAGAAUAUUUCUCCCCAGAAUGAUUGCAAUGAGAUGGAAGAAGGCGGUUCUGAACUCCUUAAAGACCAUUCCUGCAACCUGCAAAGCCUCUCCUUGCUCAAGAUGGAGCCACACUCGCUUCUCCUCCUGCUGAAGGCCUACCUCCAUGCUCUGCUCUCCGUGCUCCGUUCCAUGCUUAGCCUCUGCAACGCCUAUUGGUUGAGCAUCAGCCGGCAGCAGAGACGGAGGAAACACAUCUCACUGGCUUUCCAGGAACACUUUUUGCGCAUUCACGCGGUGAGCCACGUGCUGCGUCGGAGGCGGACUAGAAACAGAGCGGCCCUGGUGGCACUGCUGGAUAACCAGCCUCUGCCACGACGCUGGUGGGUCUCCCCCUCCACCAAUCCCAACUGGUGGGAGGUCUUUGUGCGCGAAACCUACGACGAUGCCAAGUGGAUUGAGCAUUUCCGCAUGAGUCGGAGUACCCUCUUUGAAAUCGCCGAGGUGCUGCGGCCCAAGCUGGAAAGACAGCGGACCAUCAUGAGAGAGGCCAUCACCGUGGAGAAGCGCGUGGCAAUUGCGGUGUGGUACCUUUCGAAUCAGGAACGCUACCGGGAGGCCGCCAUUCAGUUUGGAAUCGGGAGGACUACCGUGGGAGAGAUCGUUCUGGAGGUUUGCUUUGCCAUCGAGCUGCUCCUCGUUCCCCACAUGAUCUACCUGAGGGAUCACCAAAAGAUUAUGGAGGGUUUCCGUAGCAUGGGCUUCCCUCAUUGCAUUGGCGCCAUGGGCAGGAUCCUUGUGCCGAUUGUUGUUUUUACGAGCCAUGCAGACAAGCCCGUCAGUCGCAUGAAACUCCACACCUUCCUUCUCCAAGGAACCACAGACCACACUGGACGAUUCAUUAACGUUGAAGUGAAGAGGAACAGGAAGAAUGUCUUCCGCAACUCUGCAAUAUGCCAGGCCAUGGAUAAGGGCGCUUUUGUCCCUGGUCACCCAACAAUCACUAUGGGGGACGUACAGAUCCCGCCAUUGAUCUUAGCCGACGGCUCGUAUCCUCUGCGGAAAUGGCUGAUGACCCCUUACGAGGACCAGACUGACCGGAAGCAGAGUGCCUACAAUGCUACUUUCCGCGUCUGCCACGAUGUCGUAGAACAGGCCAUGUGCAGGUUGAGAAGACGGUGGCAGUGCCUCACUGGGAGGCUCCCGGUGUCGUUGGAGAACGCCGAAGUGAUGAUCACCGCCUGCGUCGCACUCCACAACAUUUGUGAGAGCAAAGGACAUGCGCUGCAGGAAGGACUUAUCAUUCCCUACAACGUCUUCUCACCCGAGAUGGAGCCCUAUCCGGACAACAAGAGGGACAAGGAAGAGGGAGAGGCGGUGCGCAACGCCAUCGCAGAUUUCCUGGCUGAUCAAAGCAGCAGUUGAUUUGGGGAGAUAACGGGAAUAUACAUUGGUUGGCUGGCUGGCUGCGAUUCUUAACAUAAUUCUUAUUUGUGUGUAUAUAUAGGUGGGUUUUUUCCAUUAAAACUUUGGGAUGAAA
Molecule: messenger RNA, 2423 nt
Organism: Anolis sagrei ordinatus
Lineage: Eukaryota; Metazoa; Chordata; Lepidosauria; Squamata; Anolidae
Product: putative nuclease HARBI1
Biological process (GO): regulation of DNA-templated transcription
Source: RefSeq, a predicted model, not a curated record